Solea senegalensis (Senegalese sole) is the source of this 1985-nucleotide messenger RNA. Its product is annotated as crystallin J1A-like. The transcript is spliced from 10 exons. The record is from RefSeq and is a predicted model, not a curated record. Lineage: Eukaryota; Metazoa; Chordata; Actinopteri; Pleuronectiformes; Soleidae.
CCGGUUUUACGGAAGUAUACUCGUCACGCGACAAGCGCGGAUCCCGGAAUCAACACUGUUUCUACGUUGGAGCAGCGUAUCAACUGUGAUUAAAUGGCUUCAGCUCUGGCUAACAGAGCAGUAGGAGCCAUUGUUGGAUCAGCUGUUGCAGAUGCAGCAGCGCAGCCCCUUCACUGGGUAUAUGACCUCCAGAAGCUGCAGGGGAUUCUGGCUCAGGAUCCAAACCCUGAAUUCCACGCUGAGUCUGCCAACCCAUUCUACAGGAGGCAGACAGGCCAGCAGAGUUGCUAUGGAGACCAGGCAUAUGUUUUGCUAGAGUCCCUGUCUGAAUGUGGAGGUCUAAAUGUGGACGAUCUGACACAACGCACAGUGAAGUUCUUUGGGCCUGGAUCUGAGUAUGACACGCCCAUCAACGAUCCCUACAGAGAGAGAGGAGGGCCAAGACCACAGCUGCCCGUCGAGGGACCAUGGAGACAUGCGAGUUUGAAAGGCUUCCUGAAGAAUGUGGAUGCGGGCAAAGAGGAGACGGGAUGUGAGAACGACUGUCAGAUUGAUGGAAUCACCAAACUGGCUCCUAUUGUGGCUUUUUAUGCAGGAAAGCCCAACAUGCUGGAAAAGGUUGAGCAGGCCACUCGUGUCACCCAGAACGAUGAUGCGUGUGUGGCCGAGACUCUGGCAGCAGCAAGGAUCCUGGAGCAUUUUAUUCUUCACGGUCCGGAUACAAAAGCUGUGGACUCAGUACUCGAUCAGCUCAGUGACAAGAACCGAAAGCAGCCACAGGACCUGGACAAAGCAGUCAUUGGCCACAUUCACCAAGUGAAGGAGAAUUUAUCCAAGACCCCUCAGGAGUUAAUCCCUGCUGUGUUUCCUAACACCUGAGGUUUGCCAGGUGCCUUCCAGGCAGCGCUGCAUGGAGUCCUGACAGCCAAACAGUAUGAGCAGGCUAUCAGAGAUACCAUGAGCUGUGGAGGAUGCACCUGUAGUCGAGGAUCAUUUAUUGGGGCAUGUCUUGGGGCUCAGUUUGGACUUGAGGGAAUCCCGUCUUCCUGGAUGUCCAGAACCCUGCGAUGUGACUCAGUGGUGGCACAUGCCAAAAAGAUAACUAAACACCUCUAAUAGUUUGCUGGAAAGUGACUAUGUUCUACUAUGUGAGGUUUGCCAAGGAGGACAUCAUGAGAAACUGUUGAGCUUUCACAGUGCAAUGAAUGAAGGUUCUUGUCUAAACUGUCAGACGACAGGAGCCGGAUGUUUUUGUCUCUGUUUAAGGCAAACAUGUUUGUGCAGAUGUAACUCUCAAAAAAUAAAGUGAUUCUAACACGAUUGAAAUGUUUGUCCAACCUAAAUGAAUAUGUACCAUUAUUGAUUUUCAUGGGGGGGAAUUCAAAUUGUGCAACUGAUUAGCAGCACAAGGGAAGAAAGAUGAAUAGUGCAAAAAACUAAACAUAGAAAACAUAGUGUGAAAUACAAAUAUAUGUAUAUAUGCUAUUUGUCCAAACCUGAGACUAAUAUAUUGUGACUUUAAUAAGUAUAUAGUACAGUCAGUCACACUUUAAGAUAACAAACAUAUAAUUACUUUGAACAUUUUUAUUUCAAAUUACUUGCUGUUAGAAAUUGUUUUCUGCCCAAAUUGUAUUCACACUUGCAAUGAAAUUUUGACUUGUUCCUCAAAUUGUUUGGCGGGACAGAGAAGAACACAGGACUUUUACAGAAUGUAUGCCCUCUUGAUAUAUGUAAAACAGAGGUCUCAAACUUGGGCCCCCCAAUCUAUUUCAUGUGGCCCACCUCUUAAUAACAAAUCUUGAGUUAUUCCGUUUUGUUAUGUUUUUUAGGUCCAGUUUGUGUCAUAAAUACGUUUAUACUGUUAUACUAUUUAUCGUUCCCUAUCAAAACAAACACUUUCAUUUUGAAAUUAUGUGAAUUAUCAUCAUAAUAAAUGUGUUCUAGUAACGUGAUGUGACAAUUAAAGUGAUUGGAUUUUAUCCCAA